Molecule: messenger RNA, 1737 nt
Organism: Seriola dumerili (greater amberjack)
Lineage: Eukaryota; Metazoa; Chordata; Actinopteri; Carangiformes; Carangidae
Gene: gltpd2b
Product: ceramide-1-phosphate transfer protein-like
Exons: 4
Coding region: 117-1043 (308 amino acids)
Biological process (GO): ceramide transport; intermembrane lipid transfer
Cellular component (GO): cytoplasm; cytosol; membrane
Molecular function (GO): ceramide 1-phosphate transfer activity; ceramide 1-phosphate binding
Source: RefSeq, a predicted model, not a curated record
UGGUGACAGCCAGUGCAAGGGGACAAGGACUCAUGUGAGACACAGAGGAAUUAAAAGAUAAAAGACACAGACUAAGAACACAGAGACACUGGCAGACCCCAAAACUGGACUUCAGUAUGGGUGUAAAGAGCAAGGCUGCUGCAGCUAUCUUAAUCCUGCUGCUGUUCCUCGGCUCCCUGUGGCUCCAAGGAGGUUUGGAUUACCACUGGGAUUCUUGUUUAAAAGGUUAUAAUCAGGUGAAUAAGCUUCACCAGCUGUCCAACAGCAGUGGGGCUAAUGGAGCUGAGGCCUCACAGAUCCUGGAGGGGUGUCCUGGUCAGACCUUCCAGGUGUCACUGCUGCUCUCCCACCUGUUGGCUGCACCAGCCUACACCUCCGACGUGCUGCUGCAGCCCUAUCUGUCCAGCUGGGAUGAGCUUGUAAAGUUUAUGGAUGCUUUGGGCCCAAUGGUGGGACUGAUAUCUAAAGAGAUAGAAAGCAAAACCAACAUAAUCCGCCAACUGGCCCUCUCGGAAGAGGGGAACCCUGAAGCAGAGCUUGGCUCAAAUGUACACUCAAUAAACUCUGUGAGCACCGAGGCCGACACAAAGAACAGUGUAGAGGCCUCACAGCACACUAGUGCUUACCACUCUGUGCGUUCCAUGAUCGGGGUUGAACUGGACCGAGGUGUGGUAGACUUCCACCACCAGACGGACUCUGGAUGUCGAACUCUUCUGCGUCUGCAUCGUGCUCUACUUUGGCUAAAACUCUUCCUAGAGAAGCUGGCUGAGACACCAGUGACUAGUCGGCUCAGGAGUCCCUCAGACCUGUGUCGAGAGGCCUACCAGAGCACCCUCGCGAACCACCACACAUGGUUUGUCCGCAGGGCUGCCGAGCUGGCCUUCAUUGCCUUGCCAGAACGGGGUUUCUUCUUCAGGCUGGUGUGUGUGCAGAACCAGGAAGAGCUGAGCGCAGUGCUGAACAGAGUAGUUCACGUUAUCGGAGAGGUUUACAACAGGACGCAGAAAGCCCUGGAGGAAAAUGGCAUGCUGGACUUGCCAUAGAAAACAGGACUAUCAAACAUAUAGUCUCUGCUGGUGUUUUACCAUGAUUUGUGCUGUCCUCAUGGUGUCACAUCUAGCUAUUAAUGAGGUCUAAACUGGAGGAGACAUGAAUAUACUUGAUUUUUUCAGCUAAAAUUUAAAUGUGCCAUACUUUUCUUCCCAACCAAAGUGCUGUAUCAACAAUCAAGUAAUACUGAAAGUCAGUUUGCUUUCAGACAUUCUUCAUCAAAUUUUAUCAGAUAAUGUCUCGACUUCUCUUCACCUUAGAGGUAUUCUUAAGGCAGCUGAUAUAAUGUAUUUAGGCUGGCUAAACACAGACUGUGAAUUAUUUAAACAGAUGGACACAACAUGAACAUGAUCACCUCCACUGUAACACAUGUCACUGGGGAGCUGAUCUUGUGAUGGACUGUAAAGUUUGUGUUUUUGUGCCUACCCUCAUAUGUGAUUGGUGAUUUUCUUUUUCUACAGUUAAAAUGCUAUUGAAAAUUACUGCUGUUUUAAUAGAAUUUAAAGGAGAUAUUUGUAAUUGCUACAUAGCAGAGGUUAGCUUUAACAGCUGUUUAUUUACCAGUCUAGAACUAAUGUUGCAAUUUUAGCGUCAGUCUUCAUUGCUUUAUGGACCAAGAGCUGUCUCCAGUGGUGGAAAGCAAGCCUCUUAUUUUGCGCCUAUUUCUAUCACUUCUUUUCCUCUAUU